Molecule: messenger RNA, 3651 nt
Organism: Leucoraja erinaceus (little skate)
Lineage: Eukaryota; Metazoa; Chordata; Chondrichthyes; Rajiformes; Rajidae
Exons: 3
Coding region: 109-3651 (1180 amino acids)
Source: RefSeq, a predicted model, not a curated record
CAGAGGAAGCGGCGAUUGCCAACACACAGGGGAUGAGACAGGUCCCAUGCACCCGCCCGACUCGGCGGCAGGCCGGCCCGACCCCACCCUCGCCCCGCCCGCGGCAGCAUGACUCAGCCGGCCGAGCGGCUGGAGGAGAUCAACAGCCACCAGGCCGACGACUACUGGGUGUUGGUCCGCCAUGAGGUGUGUUCCUCGUACCUGGGGUUGCACGUGGUCCCGGUACCCUACCUGGAGGACGCCAAGCACUACGAUCUCCUCAACGUGUUGCUGGAGAAGUCGGAGAAGGAAGGCUCCCGGUUGCUGCAACGGAAGAGUUUCUUCCCGAUGGGGCCGCUCAGGGAGAUACUGGCCAGCCUGGACAGCAAGAACGCCCAGCUGAUGGAAGAGCAGAUCAAGAGCAAGAGCCAUUUCACGGACGACUUUGACCACGAGGAGAUGGUGCUGGACGAGGGGGUGUUGAAAUCCAUCAAACUCAUCGUCAAAGAUGUCAACAAAGAGGACUCGCUGUUCUCCAUCAGACCGGAGAUCCUGAAGGUGUCGCACAACUUCCCCUGGAUCCUGUCCGUGAGGAGCAUCUACGUGGUCUACGAGGUGUUCUACACCACGAACAUGCUGCUGCGGGUGUCCGACAGCAAGCUGAUCCAGCAGUUUAAAUCCGACAACAGAAUCCCCAUCGGUUUCAUGUGCCGCAAGUUCCGGCUGGAGUCUAGCGGGAUGAUCGGAGAUGAGUUAGACAUGAGUAAGUCUCCCUGCAGAGCCAACUUUGUCAACUCCUACUCUAACACCUACAGCGCCAUGGUACGCCGGUACUACACUUCCGCUCACGAACUGAAGACUAGCGUGUCUACACGGAGCAAGGGCGUUAGCAGUCUCUUCCGAUUCAUGUUAUCAGACUGCUGCUUGGCUUGUUCACUCGACGACAUCUCCCCUUAUCCCGACGAGCCCGGGCCGUAUUCAGAGAACGACCACGGGCCGGAGCAGCUGCCCGGAGCGGGUAACGGCGAGCCCGACGGCGAACAGCGGGAGGUGAAGGAAGGGAGCGUCCCCCGCACCCGGACACAGCGGUCGUCGGACUCGGAGGAGUUUAUGAACAAGAAGCCGUGGGUCACCCUGACCACCCCGCUGCCGCUGGAGACCAAGCGCUUCAUGUCUCUCAUGGCCUCGCACCCGGUCGGCGGUCGCCGCAAGUCGGUGCGGAGCGCCGAGGGCUCCAAACGCGCCGUCGACUGGACGGGUUACACCGGCGUAUCGUCGCUCGCCCACCGCUCCUCCAUCUCCACCGCCAGCUCCGUGACUCCCAAGUCCCUGCCGGAGACCUCCAUCCUGAAGGCGAUCGUGGAGUCCGCCACCUCGCUGCCGCCCGUCCUGGCCAAGCUGGAGAGUGCCGAACCCGUCACCCCUCCGCAAACCCCCGAAGAAUAUCUCCCCUCGCUGCCCGUCGUCACCGAGUUACUGACUUCAUCCACCUCGACUCCGUCCAGCGGCGAACAGCUGCCCUACCCGUGGAACGUGCUCUCGUCGGCCGAUUCUUCGUCUGUCCCGCUGGUCGUCCGCGAACCCGCCACUUCAUCUGCCUCCACGCAGUCGCAGGGGGGACCUCCGCUGCCACCGCGGAUCCCAGCCGCGUCUGCAGCUGCACGCGUUGGCAAGCCUGUAAUAUCUGCGGAAUCCGCAGCCGCACAGAGGCUCGCUAUCGAGCACAUGAUUCUAUCUAUGGAAUCCGCAGGCGCGCCGGUGCCCGCACAGAGUCCCGCUAUCGGGCCCAUGGUUCUAUCUCUGGAAUCCCCAGUCGCACAGAGGCUCGCUAUGGAGCACAUGACUCUAUCUGCGGAAUCCGAAGUCGAGCCGGUGCCCGCACAGAGGCUCGCUAUCGAGCAGAUGACCCUAUCUGCGGGAUCCGCAGUCGCGCCGGUGCCCGCACAGAGGCUCGCUAUCGAGCAGAUGACCCUAUCUGCGGGAUCCGCAGUCGAGCCGGUGCCCGCACAGAGGGCCGUUGUCACGUCUGCAGCUCCAUCUGCGGAAUCCGCACCCGCGCCAGCACAGAGGACCGGUAUCAAGCAGGUGACUGCAACUGCGGAAACCGCACCCGCACCCGCGCCCGUGCCCGUGCCCGCACAGAGGUCCGAUGUCACGUCUGCAGCUCCAUCUGCGAAAUCCGCACACAGGCCCCGCAUCAAGCGGGUGACUCCAACUGCGGAAUCCGAACCCGUCAUCGCACAGAGGCCCAUUUUCAAGGCAUCUGCGGAGCCCCGGGCCGCACCGCGCUCCUCCAAGAGGUGGACCACUUCACGGCCAUCUGCGGGAAUUCAGCCGCACGCCGUUGCGGCCAGGAGAACGAGCCUCUCCGCGCACAGGGUCGGCGAAUCCGUGCAUGAGCGCAUUGGGGCAUCCUUGACUUCACUGCUGUCCAGUGCGGAGAUCGCCUUUCAAUCGCAAACUACCGAGUGGCCUAUUGAUUUAACGCAAACCGUCUCUGCGCCGCUGCUUGCAUCUGCGGAAUAUUUGAACACGCUCGGAUCGGCGGCUGGUACGGAAUCCGCGGCCUCGCUCACUGUUCCGAUGGCAGCCCGGGGUCUACAGCGUAGCGGACAGUCCCCAGUCCCGUCCGCUGUCCGGUCCGCAGCCCCGUCCGCAGCCCCGUCCGCAGUCCCGUCCGCAGUCCCGUACGCAGCCCCGUCCGCCCCGUCCGCAGUCCCGUCCGCAGCCCGCCCAUCCUCCAGCACAUCUUCCGCCACCUCAUCUUCCACAUCCACCUCCAGCGGUUCCCGCACCGGUCAGACGUGCGUCCGUGCCGGGUCCGUGAGGCCGAGGCUCCGGUACCGCUGUGCGGAGCCGGGCGCGCAGCCGCUGCCCCAUCGAAUCGAUUCCGCCGACCUGCUCCCGACCAUUCAAGACCUAAUCGGGUUGUUGCGGGAGAUCGUGGCGUCUCACCCGGGACACCGGUGCUCCUCCUCGCACCCGCGUCUGGCCCCGUCGCCGUCGCCGGCCCCGGGCAGGCGCAACCCGUGCGGGCCCUGUGCGUGGACCGUGUCCACGCCGGUCCCGGUAACCGGCGAGACCGGGCCCGCCGCCCUCCAACCCUGGCCGUACCUGUCCCUCGCCGCGGCCCCGAGCAGGCGGGAACCGUGCCGGCCUUGUGCGGGGACCGUGCCCAUAUCCCCCACUCCGGCGCCCGGUGCGCCCGUUACCCGCCGCCACUGCUUGUCCCGCCGGCAGCAGAACUCUCCCCGGUCAUCGGCGACCAGCAGCUCCUCCGAUCCCGAGGCUCCCGCCCCGCAGACACGGGCAGCUCGGCCGGCGGACUUUCCCUCGCUUCUCAGCUGCGGCGUCCCGGGACUGUCCACGGAUUCGGAGGAGGAGCAUCGCCCAUCAGCCCGCAGGCACCGGAGAACCGCCCGCCCAUGCCGGGCCUCCCCGCCACCCCUGCCAGCUGCUUCGCCGCUGUCCCGGCCGCCCUCCGCCAACUGCCCGGUCUGCGGGCGCCUCUACGUUACCUGUCGCUGCGCGGAGGAGUGGGAACGGCGCUGGGCACCGGCACCGGCAUCGCCCGGCCCGGGGCACGAACUCAUGUACAGUACACUCCGUCAGAUGCUGCCUGCAUCGUCCGACUCCGAGGGCGAGGAAAAUACGGCCGGGACCGGUCGCUGA